Molecule: messenger RNA, 1109 nt
Organism: Salvia splendens (bonfire salvia)
Lineage: Eukaryota; Viridiplantae; Streptophyta; Magnoliopsida; Lamiales; Lamiaceae
Product: phosphatidylinositol/phosphatidylcholine transfer protein SFH12-like
Exons: 6
Coding region: 391-882 (163 amino acids)
Source: RefSeq, a predicted model, not a curated record
UCGUAUUCAAAAUCCUCAACUAUUUCUCGCUAUCAAUUUACUUUUUCACGAUCGAUUUGUGUUUGUUUCUCAUACUGUUAGAAAUUCUACUCAAUUACAAUCAGCAGAUUGAACGAUUCUGCAAAAAGGAGAAGCCAGAAAUGCUGCCUGAGACGCUUGCUUGGAGUCAAAAUCUCACCACCGCCGCCGCCGCUGUCAAGACUGAAGGAUUCUUCAAAAUGGAGAAGCCAGAAAUGCUUCCUGAGACGCUUGAUUGGAGUCAAAAUCUAACCACCGCCGCCGCGGCUGUGCGAAGUGAAGCGAUAUUACCCUCACGGUUACCAUGGCGUAGACAGGCGGGGACGGCCUGUCUACAUCGAGAGAUUGGGGAAGCUCGACGUGGAGGGGCUCAUGAAGGUCACCACACUCGAACGCUACGUCCUGUACCAAACGCAGCAGUAUGAGAAGACAAUCAAAGUCAGAUUCCCUGCCUGCUCUGCCGCUGCAAACAAACACAUCAAUAGGAGCAUCGCCAUCCUCGAUGUUCAAGCUGUGAGUUUCAAGAGUUUCACUAGUCCAGUGCAGAAGGUUCUUCUGCAGCUGCGCAAGAUCUUCAACGAUAACUAUCCUGAGACGCUUUCUGAAAUGGUGAUUGUGAAUGCCAGCCCUGGCUUUAAGUUGCUUUGGAACGUCAUCAAGUGCUUCCUUGACCCUCAUACAGUGUCCAAGAUUCAGGUUAUUGGCAGCAAGUAUCAGAGCAAAUUGCUUGAACUGGUUGAUAAAAACGAGCUGCCCGAUUUUCUUGGGGGGAGCUGUUGCUGUAGGAAUGAAGGAGGGUGUGGGUGUCUCAACUCAGACAGAGGUCCAUGGAAACACACAUCUGUGGCUUACACUGGAGAGUGAUUUAUAAGCUAUGUUUUGCUGGGCAGGGCUAUGGCUUGCUUGAUGAAAUAUAGUUGUUGUAAAUGUAUAUAACAAUAGUAUAUAAAGUAAAUUCCACCAAGGUCAAGGGGUCAUUGGUUUGGUUGAUCCUCACAACUGCAUUAACCUUGAGGAACAGCAUAUUAUAGAUUGAUCAUGUGUUGCCCUUCACUGACCUUUCUUGAUAUUAUGGUUAUCUGAUUGUUCUA